Molecule: messenger RNA, 2517 nt
Organism: Drosophila yakuba
Lineage: Eukaryota; Metazoa; Arthropoda; Insecta; Diptera; Drosophilidae
Product: mucin-5AC
Exons: 3
Coding region: 70-2418 (782 amino acids)
Biological process (GO): lipid metabolic process
Molecular function (GO): lipase activity
Source: RefSeq, a predicted model, not a curated record
UGCAGACUGAAGGUAUAAAUACCACCACCAGGAACAACUAAUAAACCAUUCUAAAUAUUCACUUCAACGAUGAGAUUGUGCCUUCUUGUGCUGGGCUGCGUGAUUGCUGCCAGCGCCUGGCCGGUCGACCAACAUUCGGUUCGAGUUCAUGGCAUCAAUGGAUGGUUUGUCCCUCAAAGGGAAGGCGGCCUAAGGUGGAUUGGCAAGGCUGAGGCGGAGCGCCAAUUGGAAUACUACGAGGCUCAGGAGGCGUUGGAGGGUCGUCUGUCCACCAACACGGUUAAUUUCUACCUUUACACGCAGCAGAAUCCUACCGAUGGACAGCAGAUCAAGGCUACCCAGUCCUCCAUCGAUGCCUCUAACUUUAAUCCCGAAAAUCCAACUAGAAUUACCAUUCACGGUUGGAACUCCAAUUACAAGGAUGGGGUAAACACCAGGGUAGCCAAUGCCUGGUUCCAGUAUGGAGACUACAACAUGAUUGCAGUAGACUGGUUGCGUGGACGUUCCUUGGAGUACGCUACCUCUGUGGCCGGAGCCCCGGGAGCUGGCAAGAAGAUUGCCGCACUUGUGGAUUUCCUUGUGGAAGGAUACGGCAUGCGCCUGGAUACUCUGGAAAUUGUGGGCUUCAGUUUGGGCGCCCACGUUGCGGGAUACACCGCCAAGCAGGUGGCCUCUGGCAAGGUGGGAAAAGUCGUGGGCUUGGAUCCGGCUUCUCCCCUCAUCAGUUACUCUAAGACUGCAAAGCGUCUGUCCAGCGAUGAUGCCGUUUAUGUGGAGUCAAUCCAGACAAACGGUGCAGUUUUGGGCUUUAGCCAGCCAAUUGGAAAAGCUGCCUUCUACAUGAACGGAGGCAAAUCGCAGCCAGGUUGUGGUAUCGAUAUCACCGGCAGUUGCUCACACACCAAAGCAGUUCUUUAUUACGUGGAGGCGCUGCUGUGGAACAACUUUCCUUCAAAGCAGUGUGAAACCUACAAGGACGCCAACAAGAACACCUGUGCCGAUACAUACAGUUCAGUCUUGAUGGGUGCUACUAUAAAUUUCUUUGUCGCAGAGGGUAUCUUCUAUGUGCCGGUAAACAAGGAUUCCCCCUACGGAUUUGGAGAGGUGAACGGUGGCGGAGAGGUUACAACAGCUGCUCCUGCAGUGACUACUACUGUUGAUGGUGAAGAUGAAUCGACGACCGAGGUCUCCACAUCAACGACAACGGAUGAUCCUGAGGAGACGACAACCAAAGAACCCGAAGAGAACUCCACAACAACCGAUUCUUCCGAAGACUCCUCUUCUACAACCGAAAAGCCCGAAGACUCCUCUACUACAACCGAAGAAGCAGAAGAUUCAACUACGGAAGCCCCAGAAGAAGAUAAUACGACCACUACUCCCAAAGAUGAAGAAGUAGAAUCGACAACUGAAGGGCCCGAAGAGGAGUCUACAACUACUAAGGCUCCCGAGGACCCCGAAGAAACCACUACUACACCUGAUGAAAUUGAGGAUACGACUACUGAGGAAGUAAUUGAGGACACGACCACUGCAGCUCCCGAAGAUGAUGAUACCACUCUUCCUUCAGACGAUUCGACCACAGAGGAGCCCGAAAAGUCAUCUACUUCACCCAAUAAUAAUGAGGACUCAACAACUGAGGAGCCCGAAGAGACCUCUACUUCACCCAAUGAUAAUGAGGAUUCAACAACUGAGGAGCCCGAAGAAGUUUCGACUACUCCCAAGGAAUCCGAGGAGUCGACCACUACAACCCCUGAAGAUAAUAAUACUACGUCUGCUCCUGGAGACGGCGAAGACGAUGACACUACCCCAGCUCCCGGAGACGGCGAAGAGGAAUCAACCACAGAGGACCCCGAAGAAAACUCCACUACUCCCGAUGAAACCGAGGAUUCAACAACCGACGAGCCCGAAGAAGAGACUACAACGACCAAGAAACCCGUGGAACCUUCUACUACAACCGAAGAACCUGAGGAGUCCACUACCGAAGUUUCCGAGGAUACUACAACAGAAGCACCCGAUGAUAAUACUCCCUUAACAGAAAAUCCUGAGGAGACGUCUACAACAACCGCAGAACAGGAAGUAUCGACUACCGGUGAACCGGAUGUUGAUAGUACUGUUGAACCAGAAGGUGACCAAUCGACAACUGAAGACCUAGAGGAAGUAUCCACAACAGAUGUUCCCACGGAGCUUCCGGCGGCCCCAACAACGAUUCCCACUGAGCUUCCUUGGACGACAACCACAGUUCCCAAUGAGAUUCCUUCGACAACUGGUGUUCCCCCUGAAGUUCCCAUCACCACCCUGGCUCCGGAACUUCCCAUCACCACGCUGUCUCCAGAAGUUCCACCACCGAAAGAUGGAAGCACCAAGAACAUCUUCAUUUUUAACGUGUUUUUGGUAAAUGUAAAGAUAGAAAACAAAAAUUAAAGAUAAGACAAUGCUUCUUACAUAGUUUCUCGCCCAUUUGGCGAAGAAAAAAUAUAAAUUAAAUUCAAAUAAUAAUGCAGGUCGCUUUUAAAAGUUUUA